Messenger RNA from Neurospora hispaniola, 2846 nucleotides. RefSeq lists its product as uncharacterized. The transcript has 2 exons. Bases 289 to 2376 code for a protein of 695 amino acids. The record is from RefSeq and is a predicted model, not a curated record. Lineage: Eukaryota; Fungi; Ascomycota; Sordariomycetes; Sordariales; Sordariaceae.
UUUGAUGGUAAUAGCUUUUUUUUUUUUGGAGGCAUUUUAUAUCGAGUCGGGACCCCGUGGGUUGUGGGCAAUCAUAUCUUGUCUCUUCUCAGAACCUGCGACACCUCGAAUAGGUAUCCCAUGUGAACGAACGACGUCGUCUUUCUGGAUAUCCACAGCAUCGAAUGUGGCCUGCCGAGGAUACCUUAGCUUGCGGGGAUGCGCAGCGGAGAGGAAGCUCGAGCCCCUGGUGCGCUGACAGGUCAAUGACAAUUGCCAAUAUUCGAUCAGCAAAAUAACGUGUGAGACAUGCAGCGAACCAGUCCGACGACAUUGCCUCUUUUUGGGGGGGAAGAAGGAGAAGAAGGAGGGAAAAGAAGAAGGAGCAAGGGCAAGGGCAGUGGCAAUGGCGAUAACGACAUGAUCGAUCCUUCAUCUCCUCCUCCUCCUGGAAGUGGGACAGAUGCUCCUCCCCCGGUCCCCAGCAAAUCGCCCAAAUCUCCCUGGAAUAAUAGCCCGUCGUCUGGGAGAUCGCGACCGCGACCGGGGACCAGUUCGGGCGCUGCUGCUGCUGCUGCUGCUGCUGGCGGAGACGCCAAGUGGAAUCCAAUUCCAAUUCCAGCUCCCUCGCCGUCAGGGGUGCAGGGCCAGGGACCCGUUCAGGCACAGGCACAUGCACGGGGGCAACCACCACUACCGCCGUCAAUACCACCACCUCCAUCAUCAUCACCCAGUGCAGCGCAGCACUCGCCAAUCACAGCCGCCAGGCCCAGCAUUAGCCAGGCUAGCGCCAGCACCAACGGGAAUAGCGCCGCUGGUCUACCAGAUCCCCGCCAGCACAAGGUCCUCCACAAGGACCCUAAAGAUCCCAACACCCAAGAACGCGAGAAUCGCGAUCGCCAGCCUUCAUUCGGUCGCAAGUCGUCCCUUUCGUCCCUCAUCCACCGACAUCGCCGCGCCGCUUCGUCCCUAUCGACAUCCGGAGCCCCAGGGGGAAAUGGCCCUGGCAGCGGAGCCGCAGCAGUGACGAGUCGAUCCCGAAAACCGUCCCUUCAACCCGUCGGCACCACCAGCCACAGCUCCUUCAGCUCCAACUCGAUCCCGCCCGUCCCCGGCAUUGCGCUGGCCGCCUCGCGACUGACCGACGCCGUACGCCCCCCGCCGUCUGCCACCACCGAGACUGUCAACUUCUCGAGGAUGUUGAGCCGCAGCACGCCCACGCCGGUGAAUGGCUUCGGGCCCAGCACCACACAGUUAGCGCCUCCCGCUAUGGUGGCUCCCGGGCCCCAAAGCGAGCUGGGCGAGGUGCACGCGCGUAUACAAGAGACGGCGAACAAGAGGAUAUCGACCUUGGAUUAUCUGCGGAAAGCUCACGAAGGCCGUAUCUACUGGUUCAACACGAUCCUCUUUGACAAACCCGACUUACAAAAGAUGCCUUAUUUCAACAGCACCAAGUUGGGCAGAAGAGCAACCAACUACCUUCUCUUGGGUCUCUCCCUACCCACCGUUCUCGAUCUCGUCUGCAACAACCCUACCGACUUUUUGCGAAGUCUGAACCACCUCCUAGCUGAGUUCGAAACCUUCCAACAGCUACACUCGGAAAAUGGCACAGCCUCAGCCAGUUCCCUAUCACGGGCCCGCAUCCCGCAAAUGUUCCGACGAGCUACGCCCAGCGCCAAAACAAGACGAGCAAGUAGUGCGACUGGCAUGGGAGGAGGCAGUAGCAGCACCACCGUGAACGGAUCCAGCACCCCAGCGAUGCCCAUCCCACCACCGACAGCGAACGGCAACGAUCCUAACGACUUUGGUUACGCUCUUGAAUCCGUCCCCUCCCACACGGGUACUUUUGACGAGUCUAUGCUCACCACCACCACCACGAAUUCGGGCGCGGGAAACACUUCCACUUCGACAGAUAAGACGACAUCAACAAGUAGCAGCGGCAUUCCCUCGUCAACCUCAGCAGCAUCAACCGCCCCCUCGACAACAGCGUCCACCAUUGCUGGCGCCCCAUCCUCGGGUCAGACCGCACAGCCAACAACAUCAUCCGCCAAUUCCCCAGCACCCAUAUCCUUCUCGCCAGCCGAGCAAACCGAGCUGCUUCCAGGAGAGGAGUACACACACUUACUAACGCCUAACCUACCGUUUGAUCCGGACUUUUUCGAAACUUUUGCGACAUUGUGUGACGUUUUAAUCGACACUUAUACGAGGCUGCUAUCACUGGUACCCACGCCCAGCCAGUGCAACGGCACAGUGGCCGAGUUGUUUACCAAGGCGGACGCCAAGAUCCGCAAGAUUAUUGUUCAGGGAGUCAUCAAAGAGUUUGAGGAGCAGAGUCGAGCAGGGGUGAGGGCGGAGGUGGGAGCGGUAGGGAGAGUGGUUUUGGGGGGUUUGAUGUGAGUGUUUCUUGUGCGAUGCGUGAUGUUUGUGAUGUUGAUGUUUGUUUUGACCUUGUUUGAUGUGUGAUGUUGCCUUUUUUUUGGGCGAUGGUGUGAUGAUUAUGUUUCUUUUUUGGGCAGGCUUAUGUGUGAAAGCAAAAGUAUUGGGCAGGGCAAAGAAAAAUUCAGGGGACCGGGGGCUAUUGUGUUUCAACGCUUUGGAGUUUCUUUUUGCUUACACUAGCUUCGCGAGAGGUCGUGGUGUGGUUUCAUUAUAUCCUUAUCUGUUACACUUCACUGUUACUACACGCCUGUCUCACCUACGGACCCAAAACCCCAAAAAGACACACGCCGAAGACGUUUAAGGGGUCCAAAGGGGCGGCCUUGCCAUCCAUCCAUGUCCAAAAUGCAACACAACGCAACCAAACUGCCAUGAAACAACGACCGAACGAACGACCAACCAUACAAAGUGGAACACCGAGCUAAUUUAUU